AAUAUAGAAAAGCUAGUUGGGGCAUCGUGAUCACUUCAUUGGAAGCAAGCAACGGCAUCCAUCAUGAAGUUAAUCGGAAUAACAAUAUUUGUAUUUUUAAAAUUUCUGUGCAUUGAAAAUAGAAUGCUGCCUAUAAACGAUGUGACUAUCGAUCCGAGUCUUAAAGAACCCUCAUCCGUUCGCAUCAGUACUCAAUCUGUGGAGAGCAUCGAAAACCCACACGAAAAAGUGAUUGGACUCCGAACAUCAUACGAUGAAAGAGAUACGGAUGAAUAUUUUGACUACGACAGAAAAUUCGGCAAUGACAGGGGUGCCAAAAAGCCUUGUGCCAUCGUAGUAUUGUCCAACAUGCAGAAUCCGAACAUGCAGUCACUGCUACGCAAAUACAGAUAUGAUGCAAACGGCGUUUUGAUUCCGAGCAGUGUGAAAUACUUUAUCAAGCUGCCACAAGGAGUACGGGCUUCUCCUAUAUUGGUCCCGUUGAACGACAAAGCAUUUUCUCCCUUGGGUGGAUUUGUAAGGUACUACAAGGAAGUUCCACCAAUUCCUCAUUCAUGGUAAAGCAUUUAAAAUUCCAAAUAAAGCAUUUUAAUUGAUCGUAUAUUCAACUAAUUACAGUGCUAUAAUAUUUUUUUAUAUUAAUACUUAAUGCAACAUUUAUGAAAAGUAUACAAAUGCAUGGAUUUUUUUAUAUAUGUGUGGCUUGAUUUAUUAGACGAAUACCAUCUGCAAUGUUUCUUAUGACAACGUCGACUUAGCAAAUGCAAACAGACAGCGUGGGAACCGGACCUGCGUAGAAGUUUUGUUCACCAAAACGUCAUAACAACGCAAAUCUACUAAGCAUAUGUAUUGAUGUUUACAAUUUUGAAAUGUAGAAACUGUU
Molecule: messenger RNA, 883 nt
Organism: Trichoplusia ni (cabbage looper)
Lineage: Eukaryota; Metazoa; Arthropoda; Insecta; Lepidoptera; Noctuidae
Exons: 5
Coding region: 64-561 (165 amino acids)
Source: RefSeq, a predicted model, not a curated record